This is a messenger RNA of Stomoxys calcitrans (stable fly), 378 nucleotides long. RefSeq lists its product as uncharacterized. The transcript has 2 exons. The record is from RefSeq and is a predicted model, not a curated record. NCBI's taxonomy places the organism in Eukaryota, Metazoa, Arthropoda, Insecta, Diptera, Muscidae. Bases 1 to 378 code for a protein of 125 amino acids.
AUGGACUUAUUUAUUCGUGUUGGACGUUUGCUGCCUUCUAGCGUUAAAGUACAAGUUAUAGUUUCGCCAGUCGAUUCGAGAUUGCCAAAGAUUUUACAAACUGAUCUGAAUUUGUGUGAAUUAUUGGGAAAGUCUCGAGUUCGUAAUGCUGGAUUUUUGAGCCCUUGGUUGAGAAAGAUAUUGCAUAAAAAUGUUUUUCCCCAAGGUUGUCCAAUCAGAGAGGGCAAUUAUUCAUGGAGAAACUUAAAUCUGGACGAUUUGACAAUACCUUCUUUCAUUCCCAAUAGCAAAUAUGAUGUUAAUGCUCUUGCUUAUUUUGGAGAUAAGUCUUUUCAAACACCUGUUUGCAAUCUUUCAUUACAAGUGAAAAUCGAAUAA